Messenger RNA from Lodderomyces jiufengensis, 1425 nucleotides. RefSeq names its product Wsc2p (gene WSC2). The transcript has a single exon. NCBI's taxonomy places the organism in Eukaryota, Fungi, Ascomycota, Pichiomycetes, Serinales, Debaryomycetaceae. The coding region runs from base 1 to 1425 and encodes 474 amino acids. The record is from RefSeq and is a predicted model, not a curated record.
AUGACAGAGUCUAUAAUAUCAAUAAAUAAAAUAACGAAAAAAGCUAUAUUUAUACAAUUAUUAUUUUUAAUAACAAAAGUAAAAUCAGAUUCUUGGUCAUCAUUAGGUUGUUUUAAAUCAUCAUCAUUAUCAAAUACUCAAUCUCAAGGUACUUAUACUUUCCAAUCAUCAGGUUGGUGUCAAUCACAAUGUUCAGGUAAAAGAAUUAUUGGUUUAACUAAUGGUAAUCAAUGUUAUUGUGGUUCAACUGAUCCUUCAAAUAAAGUUGAUGAUUCAAAUUGUAAUAUUGAUUGUCAAGGUUAUGAUAAAGAAAAUUGUGGAGGGAAUGGUUAUUUUACUGUUUUUGUUAAUUCAGAUGCUAGUAAUGAAGAAAAUAAUAAUGAUUCAAGUUCAAGUUCAAGUUCAAGUUCUUCAAGUACUGAAUCUUCUUCACCUACAACUAGAUCAACGUCAUCACAACAACCACAAACUAGUACAGUAAAAGAAACAACGACUGCACAACCACAAACUACACUGACUACAUCAUCUUCAUCAUCAUCAAGUACAUCACCUACAACAACUUCACAAACUUCAUCUAUUCAACCAACUACAGUAAUAUCAACAGUAGUAAAUUCUUCAAAUAAUGGACAACAAUCAGUCAUAUAUAAAACAAUUAUAGAGCGUCCAUCUACAUCAUCUCAAGAUUCAUCAUCAUCAACCACCGCAACUUCAUCAUCUAAUACCCCAUCUCCAACAUCAUCAAACCCAUCAUCAUCAUCAUCCACCACCACCACCACCACAUCAAGAAAUCAGUCAAAAGGAACAUCAGGAGGAGUAAUAGCAGGAGCAGUAGUAGGCUCAGUAGCAGGUGUAGCAGCAAUAGCAGCAUUAAUUUUCGGAUGGUGUUGGUACAGAAGAAGAAAAUCAGAUGAUAAUGAUUUCGAUGAUCAAUUUACAUUAUCAGGACCUGAAAAAUCUUCAGGUAAUGGUGGUUCAAAUAAUGGUUUAAAUCAAAUGUCACAAAUUAAUGAUCCAAACCCCUUCUUAUUAGCUGGUGGUUAUAAUCAUUUUGAUACUUCUCAACAACAAACUCCAAGAAAUCAAAUUCAAAAUUCAAGAACAAUAUCUUCUAGAAAUGGAUCUAAUGGAGGUGGAACAGCAACCACUGCAGGAGCAGCAGCAGCAUUUGGUCAUGAUCAUAAAUAUAGUUCAAGUGGUGGAACAAGUAAUGGUAUAGGUGGUGAUUCAUUUGGAUCACAUAAUGAUGAUUACGCAUUUUAUGAUCCAGAUCAUCAACAUAUAGAUACUCCAAACACUCACACACAAACCAAUCCUGGGUUUUUAAAUUCUCCCGAUCCUGAAUUUGGUCGUAGAAAAUUAAGUAAUGGUUCAUUACCUGAUAUGAUUGCUAGAGAACCCGGAUCUUUGAAAGUGGUUAAUAAUUAG